This is a messenger RNA of Candida tropicalis MYA-3404, 2433 nucleotides long. RefSeq names its product calcium-transporting ATPase (gene PMC1). Gene Ontology annotation, molecular function: ATP hydrolysis activity; P-type calcium transporter activity; ATP binding. Gene Ontology annotation, biological process: intracellular calcium ion homeostasis. NCBI's taxonomy places the organism in Eukaryota, Fungi, Ascomycota, Pichiomycetes, Serinales, Debaryomycetaceae. The annotation marks the transcript as partial. Gene Ontology annotation, cellular component: membrane; intracellular membrane-bounded organelle. The record is from RefSeq and is a predicted model, not a curated record. The transcript has a single exon.
AUGAAAAUAACCAGGGCGAUUAGUCCUGCGAAGAGAAUAUUUUGUGCAACAAUACUACAAAAGUCAAAAACUUUUCUUCAGUUGUGUUGGGAGGCUUUAAAGGAUAAAGUCUGGUCAUAUGUGUAUGCAGCCGUUGUUUCAUUGGCUCUAGGGUUGUAUGAGACUUUCGGAAGUGGUACCCAUUACGAUGACGAAGGUAAACCAAUACCAAAAGUUGACUGGGUUGAAGGGGUGGCCAUUUUGGUUGCCGUCUGUAUUGUUGUUUUGGUUGGUGCUGCCAAUGACUACCAAAAAGAGCGACAAUUUGCUAAAUUGAAUGCCAAAAAGGAAGAUAGAGAAUUGAUUGUUAUAAGAAAUGGCGGUGAACAAAAAUUGAUUUCCAUUUACGAUUUAUUGGUUGGUGAUGUCAUUAAUUUACAAACUGGUGAUGUUGUGCCGGCUGACUGUAUCUUACUUCAAGGUGAAGUUGAAUGUGACGAAAGUGCUUUAACUGGUGAAUCUCAUACUAUAAACAAAGUCCCUGUUGAUGAAGCAUUACAAAUUUAUGAAAGCAAGUUACCAACCGAUGAAGAUCUCGGAAGUACGACUGUUAAAUUUCGUGAUCCAUACUUAAUAUCUGGUGCUAAAGUGUUAUCCGGUUUGGGUAAUGCUGUUGUCACUGCUGUCGGUACUAAUUCUAUUCACGGUAGAACUAUGAUGAGUUUAAAUCACGAAGCUGAAACUACACCAAUGCAAGUUAGAUUGGAUAAUUUGGCUGAAGGUAUUUCCAAAUACGGUUUCCUUGCUGCAAUCGUGUUAUUUGUCGUUUUAUUUAUCAGAUUCUGUGUUGAAAUUGCUCCAGGUGGUUCUCUACAUGAUGUAAACUCAACCGAUAAGGGUAAAAGAUUCAUUGAUAUCAUUAUUACUGCUGUCACCAUUGUUGUUGUUGCUAUUCCAGAAGGUUUACCAUUGGCCGUUACCUUGGCUUUGGCAUUUGCCACUACUAGAAUGGCACAAAAUGGUAACUUGGUCAGAGUUUUAAAAAGUUGUGAAACCAUGGGUGGGGCAACUGCUAUUUGUUCUGAUAAAACAGGUACUUUAACUGAAAAUAAAAUGAGAAUUGUUAAAGGUUUCUUUGGAUUGAACAAAUCAAAUGAACCGUUGGAAUUCAAUGAUACUGCUACAAACCAACACGACCCAACUUCAUUAGAUGUUCUUGAACAAAUCACACCGGAAUUGAAAGUUUUUUUGACUACAAACAUUACCCUUAAUUCCACUGCAUUUGAAAAUUCCGAGUAUGAUGAAGAAAAGGCUAAGCUUGCUAAACAAAAACCAGUUCAAAAAAGUUUUCUUGCCAGUCUUUUCAAAAAGGGUCCACAAUCUAACAAGUUUGAACAAAUGGGUACUGUUGAUGAACCAUAUUUGGGUAACAAAACUGAUUCUGCUUUGCUUAUUAUGGCCAAAGAAAAGUUCCAUACUUUUUCUUCUGGAUCUUUAGAUACCAUCAGACACAAUAAUGCCACUGACAUUGUUCAAGUUAUUCCAUUUGAAAGUUCCCGUAAGUGGGCUGGUGUUGUAAUGAAGAUUACAAACGGUUACCGUGUUUAUGUCAAAGGUGCUGCUGAAAUUGUGUUCAAGAACUGUGGAUACGAAAAUAAUGUUAACGAUGAAUUGAUCAAGUUGGACAGAACCAAACGCGAAGAUGUCUUGUCCAAGAUUGAUGAAUAUGCCAACGAUGCCUUGCGUGCCAUUGCUUUGGGACACCGUGAUUUUGUUGGUAUUGAUUCUUGGCCACCAAAAGAACUUUCCUUGGAAAAUAAUAACAAGGAAGCCGAUGCCACUAAAUUGAUUGAUGUUAGUUCUGCUGCCAGUGAAAUUCACAAGACAUUUGUUCUUGAUGGUUUGGUUGGUAUUCAAGAUCCAUUGAAACCAGGUGUUGCCGAAGCUGUUUUGCAAUGUAAACGUGCCGGUGUUACUGUUAGAAUGGUCACUGGUGAUAAUAUCAACACUGCCAAAUCCAUUAGUAAAGAAUGUUUCAUCCUUACCCCUGAUGAUUUAUCCAAUGAAUAUGCCUGUAUGGAAGGUCCUGUGUUUAGAAAAUUGUCUCUUGAAGAUAGAAACAAGAUUGUUCCUCAAUUGAGAGUUUUGGCUAGAUCUUCUCCAGAAGAUAAGCGUAUUCUUGUUGAUACUUUAAGAAAAUCGGGUGAAGUUGUUGCUGUUACUGGUGAUGGUACUAAUGAUGCUCCAGCUUUGAAAUUGGCUGAUGUUGGUUUUUCCAUGGGUAUUGCCGGUACUGAAGUUGCUCGUGAAGCUUCUGAUAUUAUUUUGAUGACUGAUGAUUUCACUGAUAUUGUUCAAGCUAUCAAAUGGGGUAGAACUGUGGCCACUUCUAUCAAGAAAUUCAUUCAAUUCCAGUUGACUGUUAAUAUUACUGCUUGUGUCUUGACUUUUGUU